Bursaphelenchus xylophilus (pine wood nematode) is the source of this 1661-nucleotide messenger RNA. The record is from the annotation of a GenBank genome assembly. NCBI's taxonomy places the organism in Eukaryota, Metazoa, Nematoda, Chromadorea, Rhabditida, Aphelenchoididae.
AUGAUUGACGUCAAAGGUUUGAGUUUUCAAAUUUUAUAAAAAUUUAUAUUUUUAUAACAACGUCAAAUUUUCAGUCCGAUCGUUUCCAACUUCUUUUAAAGUUGUUGUAAGUUAAUUUGAACCAAUAUGGCAUUGUUUUAGGUUUUAUGUUAUGAAUACUAGCCACAGGAAGAGGUCGAUAGAGGUGACGGGACAAGAAGCUUUGGAUAUUGUGAAUCAGAGUGUCUCCUCAGCAAAGAAAAUAUUACUCGAGACGUCGUACGAAAACAAGGCUUUCAUUACCGAGCUUCAAGUAAUAAUCUGCUAGGGUAAUAUCUAAUAUCUUGUAGGUUAACUUGGGAGAAGAAGAGAAUGGAGCCAACGAUUUUGACGAAAAAGAUGAGCUUAAGGAAAAAAAAUUCGAAAAGGAAACGAGACGGAAAAGUAAAUUGAGGAGGUCCAUUUCUGUACCAAAUUUAUUGGAAUCUGUAAGAAUUUUAUUUUAUAUUUUUUUACUUUCUUUAGUUGGAUCAGAAAGCGCCGGCUUCUCAGAGGAGAGCAACGACUACAUUGAUUCCACAGGCUUUGUAAGUUAUAUAAUUAUAGAUAUAUUUAUGUUUUAGGAAUGAAAGUAAGGACAUUUCCAUAUCAAAUUGGGAUAGUUUUGAUGGCUGCCGAGCCCAUGAGUUCUGCAGUACUCGAGUAAAGAAGAUGAUCAGUGCCGUGGAGUGUGCGUCAUGCAAUACACCCAUAAAGUUUGGUUCAAUGAGUAAAAAAUGCAAUGGUAAUUUCGGGAUUGUAUUGGAAUAACAGGCACUUAAUUUUAGCUUGCAAGCUAUCCUUCCACUCUGAUUGUAUUCAAAAAGUCGGGUUUCCUUGUCUUCCGAAGAAAGAAACUCCCAAGUCACUGUAUGGGAAGGGAAGGUUGAGAUUAGGAGAUUAUUGCCCAGAUGAUCGUCCAAUGAUUCCACACCUCGUCGGGCAUUGUGUUUUAUAUCUCGAGAGAUGCGAGGUACCAGAAGACUUAUACGAAGGGUUUGGGUACGUUAUUUAUUUUUUGCAUUAUUUUUUUAGGGACGAAGAAUGCUCGUCCAAGUUGUUGGCCAUGUUCAAGAAAAGUAAAAGUAUCCCAAAGUUGACGGGAUUCCAAAUGAAUGAUGUGGCUGGAUGCUUGAAACGAUUCUUGGCUGAUAUUAGGGUAGGAUAUAAAGUGAAUUAUACCGGCAGUUAUUGUAGGAGCCUUUGAUUCAACUUCCUGAGACUCAGGAAUUUGUUUCUGCAUCAACCGAAGAAGACGGCGGUUCGAAGCUGCUGGAACUCGUGCAAGGACUUCCGCAUCCUCAUUGUGAUACAAUCGUUUAUUUGGUCAAACAUUGGAAGCGACUUGGAGAAGGGAGUUUUGUAAGUUUUCUACAUUGAUUUACAAAUCUGAUUAGCACGGAUUCGUGGAGCCAGCUGCAUUAUGCCGGAGAGUAGGCCCUGUGGCAAUGGGAGUUGGUCGGCCGACGUGUGAAGUUACCGAAGAAGAGGCCGCCGGCGUGUUCUUAGCCUUGAUGAAGAUCCCCAUGGAAUCGUGGACUGGAUUGGAGGUGGAAUCGAAUGCCCAAUCCCUAAGUCGAAAGUCAUCUCAGCAAUCCCAUGAGCUUACUCGUUUCACCUCAUCGAUCAACAUCUUGAAUUAG